This is a messenger RNA of Saccoglossus kowalevskii, 477 nucleotides long. RefSeq names its product alpha-tocopherol transfer protein-like. Lineage: Eukaryota; Metazoa; Hemichordata; Enteropneusta; Harrimaniidae. Gene Ontology annotation, molecular function: phosphatidylinositol bisphosphate binding. The record is from RefSeq and is a predicted model, not a curated record. Gene Ontology annotation, cellular component: membrane.
AUGGCGACCAGCACCUAUGAAUGUACUUUAACGCCGGAAUCACUGGAGGUAGCCAAACGCGAACUUAACGAAGAUCCAGAAACCCGAUUACAAAAAGUGCAGGAAUUGCGGGAGUUAUUCAAAACAAGAGCUGACAUCAAAUUUCGUUCAGACGAUGAAUUUCUACUGAGGUUCCUGAGGAAUAAGAAAUUUAACGUUGAUAAAGCAUUUAAGAUGAUGGUACACCAUUACAAGGCCCGACGUGAUUAUCCCAAAAUAUUCAACAACUUCAAGCCUUCUUCAGUAAAGUAUGUUUUUGAUGCGAAUCAGCAAAUGAUUUGCCCCGGAAAGGACAGGGAAGGGCGGACAGUUCUUCUUGCUAAGAUGGGCAAGUUAUGUUUUUAUAUAUUCUAUGAUUCAUGCAUGACAUUUGGUAGCGAUCACAAUAAAAUGUCGAUGCCACAGGCAGAGUUUAAAUUACGGGGCUUUAUCAAAUAA